UUUGGAAUCCGGAGUGGGAGAAUUUCUUUCCAUGGAAUAAAAAAAAAGUUUUUGUUUAAUAAAUAAAAUUCCCACGGGAAAUCGAUGAACAACCCACUUUAUGCAGUAGCAAAGACACUGUACUUAGUCUGGGUAUUUGAAUCGACCGAGAGAGCAUAGAAUCUCCAGAAAUUCCGUCCCUUUCACUGUUCUUUGGUUCGUUUCGGGCUCUCUUUCGUUAUUUUAGAUCGCGGGUUUGGGUUUUUCUGGGUUUGCGUCAAAUAGAUCAUCAUGCAUUCCGCGGCGGAGACAGAGGAAAAGGAAGAACAACGAGGAGAAAGGGCUAAUCUUCUCAAGAGAAAAAUCUGUGAAAUCGACGGUGAUCAACCUCCCGAUCGUCUAAUGGACGGUCCUGAUCCUCCCUCUGCCAAGAGAGUUUCCUCUUCUUCUACUCCUCUGAUAAUCAACCCCAGUGGUUAUGAGACGAAAGUGUACGAGGUUGCAAGGGAGAGGAACACGAUCGCUGUUAUGGAGACAGGAACAGGGAAGACAGUUGUAGCCAUUAUGCUGAUCAGGGACAUGUGCCUCACUGUCAAAUCUUCUGACGAUUUCAGAUCCAGAAGACUUGUCAUAUUCUUGGCACCGAGCGUCAGUCUUGUGAAACAGCAUUGCCGUGAUAUCAAACUGUACUCAAACCUGGAGGUCGAGAAUUACUAUGGAGGCAGAGGAGUUGACAAAUGGACGUUGGAGCAUUGGGAAAAGGAAGUAAACGAGCACGAUGUUCUAGUUAUGACUCCUCAGAUAUUUUCAGAGGCCCUUAGAAAUUCAUACCUGAAACUACAUAUGGUAUGCCUUGUAGUUAUAGAUGAAUGCCACCUUGCCACUGGGAAUCAUCCAUAUGCAAAAAUAAUGAAGGAAUUUUAUCGCAAAUCCACUGACAAACCGAAGAUAUUUGGAUUGACUGCUUCUUCCGUCGAUAGAAAAGGUCAAGUUUCUGAACUUGAGAGCAUCUUGGACUCAAAGGUACUGUCAAUGCUAGAUACAGAUUUAGCCAAAGAUUCAGAAUAUCAGUGCUUGAAAUUAACCCUACCUCCGGAGACAAAUGUCUAUCGAGUGGAGGCAACAGGGGCUUUGAUUACUCUAGAUUCAAGUAUCGAUGUUCUACGUCAGUACUGCAAGAAUCUUCCUACUGAUGGGUACAAGCCCCAGUUAAAGUUUGAGUUGUCAUUUCCCGAGGAGUUGUCUUACAUAUACACAGUGACAUUUCCUGCCUCUGCUGCUGUACAAAAGAUAGUUGGUCCAAGAAGCACGAAUGAGCAAUUAGCAAUGCAACUUGCUUGUAUCGAAGCAUGCAAGAAGCUACAUCAGUUAGGUGCAUUGGAUGAUCACCUUUUACCAUGCACCACCCUAUCCAAAGAUAAGGUUUCCUCUGCUAAAAGCAAAUCUUCUUCAGCCGGUGCAGGGACGACGAAAAGAAAGGAAUUACAUGGAACGACCUGUGUAAAUGCACUGUCCGGAACUUGGGGAGAAAAACUUGACGGUGCCGUCUUCCAGGCUUAUAGAAUUGACUUUUCAUGCGAUGUUGCUAGAGAGCUAUACUCAAGUUUCGUUCUUUUGAUUGAGUCGGCCCUUGAUGGCGAUGUUGGAAACGUCGAGAUAAAUCUUUAUUUGGUCAGGAAGUUCGUGAAGGCUUCUGUCUCAUCUUGUGGCCAACGGUAUUUUACUCAUGAGGAGAUGGUGAAAGCAAAGUGUUUUCAGGAGUUUUUCUUUAAUGGUCUAUUCGGGAAGUUGUUCGUUGGAUCUAAGUCAUCGGAAAUGAAAAGGGAAUUUUUGCUUCAUAACGAAACAAAAUCUCUCUGGGACCCAUCCUACAUGUUUCUUCUACUGCCCCUCGAAAUGGAUCAUAUAGUUCCUAGGGGAGAAUCAUGGAGAAUCAACUGGUCUGCUAUCAAUUCAUGUGUCUCAGCCAUUGAGGUCCUCAAGAAAAACUCUCCUCUGGAACUUCGGGUUAACGAUGGAAAUCAUUGCAAAACUCUCCCGGGUUACGAGGUCUCAUCAGAGGAUGAAUAUGGAAGGAAAACAAAUUUGAUUCAUUUUUCCAAUGGUUCAUUUGAUCAAGACAGCCUCAAAGAAAUGACGGUAACAGCAAUUCAUACUGGAAGGGUAUACACUGUAGUCGAAGUGGAAAAAGAUUCUUCUGCUAAAAGCCUGUUUGAGGGCGGUAUCUCACCGGAAUAUUCUAGUUACACCGACUAUUACUACAAAAAAUAUGGAAUUGUUUUGAUGCAUCCGGAUCAGCCCAUGUUGCGGUUAAAGCAGAGCCACAAUGCACAUAACCUUCUAGUCAAUUUCAAUGAGGAAGGUGAUAUGAAGGCAGGACCGAGAGGUGACCUAUUUAAAGAAAGGAAACCCCAAAUACAUUCACAUCUGCCACCCGAGCUCUUGGUAAUUAUCGAAGUACCUCGUAUCGUAAUACGUUCGAUAUACUUAAUGCCUUCGGUGAUGCACCGACUGGAAACCCUAAUGUUGGCGAGCCAGCUGAGGAAGGAGAUUGGUUGUCACAUCGAUAAUUUCAGUAUUCCGAGUUCAUUGAUUCUUGAAGCACUUACGACACUACUAUGCUGCGAGACAUUUUCCAUGGAGAGACUGGAACUGCUCGGGGAUUCGGUUCUGAAAUAUACCGUGAGCUGUAAUUUAUACUUCAAGUAUCCCGACGAAAACGAGCGACAACUAACGGGACGGCGGAAAUCAAUCAUUUCUAAUGCGAACCUUCAUCGGUUGGCAACCAUUCGCAAGUUACAGGGAUACGUAAGGAACGGUGCUUUCGAGCCCCGUCGUUGGACAGCGCCUGGUCAACGUUCUCUUUUUCCCGUUCCUUGUAAAUGCGGGAUUUUGACGAAAGAAGUACCUCUGGACCCGAAAUUCUUUUCUGAAGACCUAAAAGUCAAACUCGGGAAAUCUUGUGAUAUGGGUCAUAGAUGGAUGGUGUCGAAGGCCAUAUCAGAUUGUGCCGAGGCUCUAAUUGGCGCGUAUUACGUGAGCGGUGGAUUGACUCCGGCUCUUCAUGUGAUGAAAUGGCUCGGUGUCGAUGUCGAGUUUGACCCGAAAAUAGUCGACGAAGCUCUAAAUAUUGCGUCUCUACAAUCUUACAUCCCUAAGAACGAUGAACUUACGGAGUUACAGGCUAAGAUCGGACAUGAAUUCUCGGUUAAGUUCCUACUAAAAGAGGCUAUAACACACAAGACUUCUGAUGAACCCUAUUCUUAUGAGAGGCUUGAAUUUCUUGGAGAUUCUGUGCUGGAUAUCCUUAUUACCCGGCAUCUAUAUAAGACCUAUACAGAGACAGGCCCGGGAUAUAUGACUGACCUUCGAUCUGCAAAUGUAUGUAACGAGAAUUUUGCCCAAGUUGCGGUGAGGAAGAAUCUGGCUGGCCACCUUCAGCACUGUUGUUCGGUAAUGGAGGCUCAAAUAAACGAGUACCUGAGAUCCUUUCCUGAACCUGAUGAGACCGGUAGAACAAUUCCCUCGAUACAGGGUCCUAAGGCUCUAGGGGACUUGGUGGAGAGUAUCACGGCUGCGUUACUGAUCGAUACAAGAAUGAAUCUGAGUGAGGUAUGGAGACUGAUAGAGUCGUUGCUUUCUCCGCUAGUGACUCCGGAAAAUCUUGAGCUGCCUCCAUUCCGGGAAUUGAGCGAGCUAUGUGAUUCUUUCGGGUACCCGAUCUGUGUGAAAUACACGAACCAUGGCGAGAAGAUACACUCGAGGAUCCAGUUGCAGCUCCACGAUGUUCGUUUGAUCGGAGAAGGAUCAGAACGGAGUACUAAACUAUCCAAGGGAAAAGCCGCUUCUUCUCUGCUGAAACAACUAGAGGAGAGAAACAUUUCUCGCAACAUGUCGUUGACGAGAGACGAGCAGAUUGGUGGAAGUGAUUCUUCUCGUAUCAACAGAGCUGUAUCCCCUUCAGAUUCAACUGGAAUUCCAGUCAUCGGGCCUAUAAGCACAAUGAAAGGCGGGCCUCGGACAGCACUUUUCAGCUUCUGCAAGAAACAUCUGUGGCCAACACCCACCUUCGAGACGACAGAGGAGAAUUCCCGGACUGCGAUGGAAUUCGGGGAAGGUGCCGAGAAAAGAACGAGCUUUAGCAGUUUCACGUCGGUCGUGACGAUUCAGGUACCGAGCAAGGAGGAAGCUGUUGUGAAGUGGUCAGGAGAAGCCAGGCCAGACAAGAAGAGUUCCUACGACUCUGCUGUCGUGGAGGCUCUCUAUGAGCUCGAACGCCGUCGUUUCCUCGUUAUCCUCAAGUAAAAAAAAAUAACCUCUUUAUUUUUUUUUGGGAAAAUGACAUAAACCCACACAGAUUGUUCCAAAUGUGUAAAAUUAGUACAUCAAUUUUUAAUUUGACAAAAUCCUACACUCGAUUUCAAAUU
Messenger RNA from Tarenaya hassleriana, 4406 nucleotides. RefSeq names its product endoribonuclease Dicer homolog 3. Gene Ontology annotation, biological process: siRNA processing. Gene Ontology annotation, molecular function: ATP binding; ribonuclease III activity; RNA binding. Bases 271 to 4284 code for a protein of 1337 amino acids. The transcript is spliced from 19 exons. Gene Ontology annotation, cellular component: cytoplasm; nucleus. The record is from RefSeq and is a predicted model, not a curated record. NCBI's taxonomy places the organism in Eukaryota, Viridiplantae, Streptophyta, Magnoliopsida, Brassicales, Cleomaceae.